Messenger RNA from Venturia canescens, 1467 nucleotides. RefSeq names its product probable cyclin-dependent serine/threonine-protein kinase DDB_G0292550. The record is from RefSeq and is a predicted model, not a curated record. The transcript has a single exon. Lineage: Eukaryota; Metazoa; Arthropoda; Insecta; Hymenoptera; Ichneumonidae. The coding region runs from base 1 to 1467 and encodes 488 amino acids.
AUGAGUUUAAUCGAAGCAAUGAAGGAAAUGAAGACUCAAGUCCAGAGCAUGGCCAACGAGAUUGCACGAAAUAAUCAGGCCACUAGUGAUUUAAGGGCUGAAUUCACAGAGAAAUUCAAGACAUUGCAAGCCACAAUUGCUUGUGACGUCCAUAAAAUUUAUGAUCCGAUUAAACGACAUGUAACGGGCUUGACAAAAAUCGUACAGGACAACGAGUCAAAAAGUGCUGUAACCGAGGUCAAUGUGGCGCAAAUGCAACUGGAUGUGAGCGCAAUCAGAGAAAGGGUUGAAAAUCUCGAACAGAAAGACAAAAUUCAAAGUCCCAAUACGGAGAGCACACGGAUCGUCCCAAAACCGAGCAAAGAAGUUUCUGACGACGAAUCCGAUGAUGAACAAGAAGAGGAAAGAAGAGAACGGAUUCGGACGAUGCUGCCGAUGGACAUGCAUCCGAAUAAAAUCAAAAUCAAACCUCCCACAUAUGAUGGAUCAGAGAAAAGGAGACCGAUGAAAUUCAUCAAGGAAUUUCGGAGGUAUUGUGAGGUCACCAAUCCGACCGUCACGGAGAUGAAAUAUUUGCUGGGGCAAUGCCUGGAGAAAGCGGCCAAGGAAUGGUGGGUACUCAUCGAGGACCGCGUUGAAGAUUUUGAUGAAGUAGAGAAGAAAUUCGUGGAGCGCUUCUGGAGUAUGGAUGUGCAGAGAAAAGUAAGAAAGGACCUCGAGUUCGGACACUACUCGGACAAGGACAGUAAAAUAUCCAAAGUGGAGUACACGAUUCAUAUCUUCGGGGCUGCAAAGGAUCUCAUUCCUCCUCCCAGUGAUGAAGAUAUAAUCGCAUCACUUUCGCAACACUACACGGAUGAAAUCCAGGCUACGAUAAUCAGCCGAGGAUUCAAAACUCUCGAACAAUUGAUUGAAUUCCUGGGGAAAAUGGAUCGGCAUGGACCAAUCAAUUCAAAAAAGGAAAAAGAAGCCACGCAGACAUCUCAAAAUCAAAAUAAAAACGAACAGAGACCGUUCCGUAUGCCACAGCAAAAUAAUUGGAAUAACCAAGGAGGCUAUCAAAAUAAUUUCAACCGUGGCAAUCAGAAUUGGAAUCAAAACAAUCGACCAAACAACGGUGGAUUUAGUAACGGUUGGAACAACGGCUGGAAUAAUCAACAGAACCGCAAUUACCAGCAAAACUACAAUCAGAGGCCCAACAACAAUUAUCAACAAAAUUACAACCAGCGGCAAAACAACGGAUAUCCUCAGCAAAAUCGCAAUAAUGGAAACAACAAUCAACAAAACGGAUAUAACCGACAAAAUCAGAAUCCAAAUUGGAGACCGCAACAGAACAAUGGAGGAUACAGGCCGCCGAAUAAUCCAAAUGACCAUCGUCAAACUAACGAACGACAACAACCAGAAAUUCAAGCAAUAGAGGUCCAUCAAGAACCACAACCCUCAACUUCGGCGGCGGGAAACGAAUAA